Brachypodium distachyon (stiff brome) is the source of this 1893-nucleotide messenger RNA. Its product is annotated as 4-hydroxyphenylacetaldehyde oxime monooxygenase. NCBI's taxonomy places the organism in Eukaryota, Viridiplantae, Streptophyta, Magnoliopsida, Poales, Poaceae. The transcript has 2 exons. Bases 83 to 1711 code for a protein of 542 amino acids. Gene Ontology annotation, molecular function: heme binding; monooxygenase activity; oxidoreductase activity, acting on paired donors, with incorporation or reduction of molecular oxygen. The record is from RefSeq and is a predicted model, not a curated record.
CCCGAGCUUCCACUAUAAAUAUAGUCCUAGGCUCCUGGGUAUCAUAACCAGCAGCAGCCAGCAGCACAGCAUCUAAACGAAAAUGGCCGUCUCACUCUCCUGGCAUCUCCUCGCCCAGCCUCAACUAUGGCAGCUCCUCGUUCUAGCCCUCCUUCCAAUCGUCUCCUUGUCGCUGAUAACGAGCAUCCGGAGGAGCCGCUCGUCUGGAAAAGGUGAUCUCAACCUGCCGUCGUGCCCCGCGCGGGUGCCGGUCCUGGGCAACCUGCACCAGCUGGGCUCGCUGCCCCACCGGAGCCUGCGCGAGCUAGCCCGGCGGCACGGCCCAGUCAUGCUGCUCCACCUCGGCAUGGUCCCGACGUUGGUGAUCUCGUCGGCGUCCGCGGCAAAGGAGGUCAUGAAGGACCAAGACGUGAGCUGCUGCAGCCGGCCUGCAUCGCCAGGCCCAAUCCGGCUCUCGUACGGCCGCAGGGACGUGGCCUUCGCGCCCUACAACGAGUGCUGGCGCGAGACGCGCAGGCUCUUCAUCAUGGAGGUCCUGAGCUUGGGCCGCGUCAAGGCCGCCUGGGGCGCGCGCCAGGAGCAGGUGGAGAAGCUGGUGCGCGCCCUGGGCGCGCAAGCCGGCGAGGGCCAGAAGAAGAAGGCCGUGGCGCUGGACGAGCACAUAUUUCGCCUCGUCGACGGCAUCAUCGGCACGGUGGCGUUCGGCAACGUCUACGGCACGGAGAUGUUUGCGCGCAAGGACAAGGGCAAGGAGCGGCGGUUCCAGCAGGUGCUGGACGAGGCCAUGGACAUGAUGGGCAGCUUCUCCGCCGAGGACUUCUUCCCCAACGCCGCGGGUCGCCUCGUUGACCGCCUCACGGGGCUCGUGGGCCGCCGCGAGCGGAUCUUCAGGGAGCUGGACGCCUUCUACGAGGCUGUCAUCAGGCAGCACCUCGAUCCGGCCCGGCCCAAGCCCGACAACGGCGGCGACCUCGUCGACGUCCUCCUCAGCCUCUGCAAGGAGCCACGCGGGACCCUGAGCUUCACCAUGGACCACGUCAAGGCCCUCCUCAUGAACACGUUCGUGGGUGGCAUCUACACGAGCUCGGUGACGAUCCUGUGGGCGAUGUCGGAGCUGAUCCGGAAGCCGCGCGUGCUGAAGAAGGUGCAGGAAGAGAUCAGGGCCGUGGUUGGCAGCAACAACGGCAGCGAUCGCGAGCCACGGGUGCAGCCGGACGACGUGCCGAAACUGAGCUACCUCAAGAUGGUGGUCAAGGAGACGCUGCGGCUGUACCCGCCGGUGACGCUGCUGCUGCCGCGAGAGACGAUGCGGCAAGUCAAGAUAUCCGGGUACGACGUGCCGGCCAAGACGCGGGUCCUGGUGAACGCGUGGGCCAUCGGGAGGGACGCGGCGAGCUGGGGCGAGGACGCGGAGGAGUUCGACCCGGACAGGUUCGAGCCCGCGGGGAGCGCUCAUCAGGUGGACUUCAACGGCGGGCACUUCGAGCUGCUGCCGUUCGGGGCCGGCCGGAGGAUGUGCCCGGGGCUCGCCAUGGGAGUCACCAACGUGGAGUUCACGCUGGCUAACCUGCUUUGCUGCUUCGACUGGGCGCUCCCGGAAGGGACGACGGCGGGGGAGUUGAGCAUGGAGGAGGACGGCAGUCUCACCUUCCACCGCAAGACGCCGCUCCUGCUCGUGCUCACCCCUUAUGUGCCGCCGCCGCGGGCGUGAUUGAUUGAUUGAUGGUUCGAUUCGAUUCGAUGAAUAAUUGGCAGGCUUUAUUAAAAGUGUUUCCUUAAUUCAGUGGGAUUUCCCAUCCAAAAAUAAUACUGUAAUUCAGUGGGAUGACCACCCGAUCCUGCGUAAUUUGGCUUCCAAGCGACAAGACGAAGAGCGCGCUGUUUUUUAAGCAA